Messenger RNA from Podarcis raffonei (Aeolian wall lizard), 4702 nucleotides. It is a transcript of the gene VIPR2, whose product is annotated as vasoactive intestinal peptide receptor 2. Gene Ontology annotation, molecular function: G protein-coupled peptide receptor activity; vasoactive intestinal polypeptide receptor activity; peptide hormone binding. Bases 236 to 1549 code for a protein of 437 amino acids. The transcript is spliced from 13 exons. The record is from RefSeq and is a predicted model, not a curated record. Gene Ontology annotation, biological process: cell surface receptor signaling pathway; adenylate cyclase-modulating G protein-coupled receptor signaling pathway. Lineage: Eukaryota; Metazoa; Chordata; Lepidosauria; Squamata; Lacertidae. Gene Ontology annotation, cellular component: plasma membrane.
AGGCGACGGAGGCAGAAGCCGCAGUCCGGGCGCCGAGGGACCGGGGACUCGUGCUGCCAGCGGGAGGCGCGGCGGGAGCGGCCCACGUGCGCGCCCGCGGAGUCAGCUGCGCGCCAGGAGACGGGAAGCGCCCGCUCGGCGACCUUAUGUUUCUGCUGGGGGGUCUCUGCAGCUUCGGAAGCCCGCGACCCCCGGCCCCGGAGAGCUGAUCUUGCCCCUCCGGCACUUGGCUGGGAUGAACUUGCCGGCUCUUCUCUUCUCGAUCGGUUGGUGGACUUUGGGGCUGGUAAAUGGGAUUCACCCGGAAUGCAGAUUGCAGCUGGAGCUUCAUAAAGAGGAAAUAAAGUGCAUGGAACUUUUAAAGAAUGCCAAAACCGUGGGUUUUAAAGGGUGUGUUGGGAUCUGGGAUAACAUUACCUGCUGGCACCCUGCAGAAAUUGGGGAAACCGUGACAGUACCAUGUCCAAAAGUCUUCAGCAAUUUUUUCAGCAAAUCAGGAAAUAUCAGCAAAAAUUGUACAAGUAACGGUUGGACAGAUAUAUUUCCAGAUUUCUUCUUUGCUUGUGGAUAUAAAGAAGUUGACGAAGACAGCGCGAUUUUCUAUGUUUUGGUGAAAGCGAUUUACACCCUUGGACACAGUGCGUCUCUCAUUGCUCUGACUACAGGAAGUAUAAUUCUUUGCCUUUUUAGGAAACUUCACUGCACUAGGAACUAUAUACAUUUGAAUUUGUUCCUGUCUUUCAUUCUAAAAGCAAUCUCUGUCUUGGUCAAAGAUGAGAUCCUCUAUUCUGGUAGUAACACAGUUCACUGCUCAGAGGAUCAACCAUCCUGGGUCGGCUGCAAGGGUAGCUUGGUAAUUUUCCAGUACUGUGUAAUGGCCAACUUUUAUUGGCUCUUAGUUGAAGGACUUUAUCUCCACAUCCUCAUGGUCAUAUUCUCUCCUAACAGACACUUCGCCUUAUAUCUCCUUAUUGGAUGGGGAAUCCCCACAGUGUUCAUCAUCGCAUGGAUUGUCUCUAGAGUCUAUUUGGAGGACACUGGUUGCUGGGAUACGAACGAUCACAGCGUCCCAUGGUGGGUUAUAAGAUUACCCAUCCUAAUUUCAAUUUUAGUGAAUUUUGUACUUUUCAUCAGCAUUAUAAGAAUUCUACUGCAAAAGCUGAGAUCGCCAGAUGUUGGAGGCAAUGACCAGUCCCAGUAUAAGAGACUUGCAAAAUCGACAUUGCUGCUUAUACCAUUGUUUGGAGUUCACUAUAUGUUGUUCGCGGUCUUUCCGAUUCGCAUUUCUAAUAACUAUCAGAUCAUUUUUGAGUUAUGUCUGGGAUCUUUUCAGGGCCUGGUUGUUGCAGUCCUAUACUGCUUUCUGAACAGUGAAGUACAAGGCGAACUGAAAAGAAAAUGGCGGAGUUGGUGUUUGAACCAAAGAAUGGGCCGAGAUUACAGACUUCACAGCUCUUCUAUUUCUCGGAAUGGCUCAGAAAGCAUCUCCCAGUUGCAUCGUAAUUCAGCGACUCAGUUUUCCCUCCAAACGGAAACCACAGUGAUAUAAGCCACGUGGGUGCCUGCAAAAGACUAAAGAUCAUAGGGCAUAUCGCUGCAUUGUACAGCUCAGUCAGCGUGAUAACAUUUUAUAACGUCUGUAGAGUUUUUACCCUGUUUUUGUCUACAUGUCAAAAUGUGGGAAUGGCCUAGUGCAGGUCGUGGUAUCCUUUGAGUUUAGCCUUAAAACUUGUUUUCAGCUGUAGGAUUUGUGUGUCCUUGGACCAUAGGAAGUGGUGUGUUUUGAUGCAUUUUUAUUAGUUAUCAUUCUGACCCCUGCCAAUUCCAUGCUGAAAAUAAUUGGGAUUUACUGGAUUAAGAAAAAGAAAAGUUGUGCUGCCUCAGACCAAUGUCCCUCUAGUUCAGCAUCCAUUUUUUCCAACAGUGUUCAGCCAGAUAUCUCUAAAAAGAUCACAGCAAGACAUGAAGGCAAGAGUCCUCUACCGUGGUUGCCAUCUAAAACUUGAUAAUUUUGGAGAUGCACUUCCCCUGAACCGUAUAUAAAGGCAUCAUGAAUGGCAGCCAUUGGUACCCUAAUAUUUCACAAAUGUAUCUAAUCCUCUUUAAGGUCAUCUAAGAUGCUGGCCAUUGCCACACCUUGUGAUAAUGAGUUCCACAGAUAAAUUAGGUGAGAUCUGAAGAACUUCCUUUUGUCUGUGCUGAAGUUCCUGCCAGUCACUUGCAAUUCAUCACCCUGGCACCUGAAUCUUUCUCCCAGAUGCCUACUAAACAUAUUACUUGCUUGUCCACGUUCUUUCAGCAAACACUUCCCCAUUUGCAUGAGGCCAAACAUCGCCAGACUUAGGACCAGCUCUGUUACAUAGAUGCAGAUCGUGAUCUCAACCCACAUUGGCAUGUAGGCCUCAGCCUGGUCCAUAGUUUCAGAAGAAAGUGUUACUAGGUUUUGGUUCAAGGAUGGGGAACCUUUGGCUCAUGGACCUAAUGAGGCCCCCCAGACCAACUCAUUUGGCUCACUAGUCCCUUUUGGCCAAGCCAUAUCAGGUAAAGACAUGGGGGCUUGCAGACACCACCCUAGAACUGAUGAGCAGCAGCUGCUAAAUAUAGCCCAUGAAGGUAAUCUUCAAAGUCUAAUGACACUUUUAAAUUUGGUGAACUCUAAGAAGCCUAAGGGGAUGGAGGCUUGGGUAAGAUGUCAUACACAGACCUUUGCCAUGACUAGCAGAAGAAAAGAAUUAAGGUUUUUGUAGGGGGGACACACACACACAAACUGCAGAAUUCAGCUUGCACGAACUUUGAUUAAUAGAACAUCCUCGCUCUUAUCACACACUGGCAUAUUUUUCCUCUGUUCCUACAGUUUGGCUGUGCCCUGAGUAUUGAUUGUUAUGUUGCACUUUUAAUUUGCAAAUGGUUUCACCAUCAUUAUUGCAUAUGCUCUCUCAACAAGCCAGUGAUGUCGGUCACUGUUAUUACCAUUUUACAAAUGGGAACUGCGGUUGGGAGCCAAUGAUUUGGCUCAGGGUUGUGCAAUGAGUCUUGAGACAGAGAUUGGAACUUGACAAAGGAGGAAUGGUGAACCACACGGAGACAGAAAAAAGACUGUAUAGACUGAGGUAUGUGAUACCUUAUAAACCAUGGGCAAGGAACCUUAUUAGCUGAAGGGACACAUUCCCUUCCAGGCAACCUAGAGCUAGAAGUGGGUAGAGCCUGUUUCUUCACACAUAGCCUCUGUCCUCAAUGUGGCUUUUUUUUUUAGCUGGGCUAUAAAAAUCUUUGCCAUCUUGGGAAUUAGCUACUAUAUUGACUAAGGUAUAGGUAAAGGGACCCCUGACCAUUACGUCCAGUCGUGGCCAACUCUGGGGUUGCAGCGCUCAUCUCGCUUUAUUGGCCAAGGGAGCUGGCGUACAGCUUCCAGGUCAUGUGGCCAGCAUGACUAAGCCGCUUCUGGCGAACCAGAGCAGCACACGGAAACACCAUUUACCUUCCCGCCGGAGCGGUACCUAUUUAUCUACUUGCACUUUGACGUGCUUUCGAACUGCUAGGUUGGCAGGAGCAGGGACUGAGCAACGGGAGCACACCCCAUCGUGGGGAUUCGAACCGCCGACCUUCUGAUUUGCAAGUCCUAGGCUCUGUGGUUUAACCCACAGCGCCACCCGCGUCCCUACUAUAUUGACUAAGAAGGCUCAAAAGGAUGCUGCAGUUUACAAAGACGUUUAUCCAAUUCAUUUUCAAAGCAGCCUUUGCCAACCUGGAACCCUCCAGAUGUUUUUGGAGUACAACUCCCAUCGGCGCAAGCUGGCUGGGGCUGAUGGGAGUUGUAGUCCAAAAACAUCUGGAGGAUUCCAGGUUGGCAAAGAGUGGUGUAUUCAAAUGCGUCCCCUCUUCAGACCUUCAAUUCCCCCAUACAGGGUCCGUAAUUAUGAGAGGAGCCUCUGGCCUUGUUGGGGAAAGUUAUUAGACUUGUUUAUUCAUCCUUCUUGGAAUGAGUGAGUGAAUGAAUGGAUUUGCAUUUGGAAUAGUUGUACAUGGGAUGAAUGGCUGUGUUUUGAACACAGGGAUGGGGAAUCUGUGGCCCUCCAGAUGUUGCAGCAUAGUUGCCAUCAUCCUGACCACUUCCUUUGCUCUUAGGAGCUGAAGUCCAACUGGAGCGCCAUGCCUUUCCCAUUCCUGUGACAACAUUCCUCAUUAAAUUCUCCAAAAACUCGUUUUGUGACUUGCGUGUUUUCACUACGCCAUUUCUGAUACUAAUUUAUUGUAUGCACUUUUAUGUUACGUCAUCAUAUAUGCAUUAUAUUUUGCCUGUUGUUAAGGCUUCCCUUUUUGUUAGCUUGCUAUUCAAAUCUUUAAUUUCAGCAGACAGAAAAUGAUGGCCUUUUGUAGUGCUCUAGAGUGUCCACAGCACCUGAAUUAUAUCAUUAAUCUUUGCGACAACCCUGGGCUUUGGGUCAGUAUUGGUAUUCCCAAACUGCAGAUGGGAGACUGAGGCUAAGAGAUGCCACCAAGGAUGUCCAUUGAUUCACAGCUCAGUUUCUUAAUAGUGCAAUCCUGAGCAUGUUUACUUGGAUGUAAGCCCCACUGAUUCUGCAUAAAGAGCAGCCAUAGACACUACACCAGCUCUGUAUCUGCAGAGUGACUUCAUUUUAAUGCUUGCUGUGUCCUGAACUCCCAAACAUCUUGGAAUAAAAAACAUAGUUUCCAGAUCAAA